Messenger RNA from Misgurnus anguillicaudatus (oriental weatherfish), 995 nucleotides. The record is from RefSeq and is a predicted model, not a curated record. Lineage: Eukaryota; Metazoa; Chordata; Actinopteri; Cypriniformes; Cobitidae.
UUGGUGAUGAAGUGAAGUCAGUGUCAGUGGUGGAGGAAGAUUCUGUUACUCUACACACUAAUCUUACUAAAAUACAGAAAAAUGAUGUGCUUGUGUGGAGGUUUGGACUUCAAAAGUCUCUUAUAGCAAAAAUCAAUGGAGUGUCCAGUGAGGCCUCAGUGUAUCCUGAUGCUCUUGAUGGGAGAUUCAGAGACAGACUGCAGGUGAAUGAUCAAACUGGAGAUCUCAUCAUCAGGGACACCAAACCCAAAGACACUGGACUUUAUGAAAUGAUCUUUAACAGUGCUAAAGAAAGUUCAUACAGAUUCAAUGUUACUGUCUAUCGUGUGUUUGGUGAUAAAGUGAAGUCUGUAUCAGUGAUGGAGGGAGAUUCUGUUACUCUACAAAGUUAUAUUACUAAACUACAGACAGAUGAUCUGAUACUGUGGAGAUUUGGACCUGAAAAUUCUCUCGUAGCAAGAAUUAAUGGAGUGGCCAAUAAGAUCUCAAUAUAUGAUGAUGUUCUUGAUGGGAGAUUCAGAGACAGACUGCAGGUGAAUAAUCAGACUGGAGAUCUCAUCAUCACAAACAUCACAACUCAACACACUGGACUUUAUAUAACCAUCAGUGGCAAGCAGAAGAUCUCAUACAGAGUCAAUGUUAUUGUCUAUGGUGUGUUUUGUGAUACAGAUGAAGUGAAGUCAGUGUCAGUGAUGGAGGAAGAUUCUGUUACUCUACACACUCAUCUUACUGAAAUACAGAAAAAUGAUGUGAUAGUGUGGAGGUUUGGACUUCAAAAGUCUCUUAUAGCAAAAAUCAACAGAGCGACCAGUGAGAUCUCAAUAAAUGCUGAUGUUCUUGAUGGGAGAUUCAGAGACAGACUGCAGGUGAAUGAUCAGACUGGAGAUCUCACCAUCACAGACACCAAAACCAGAGACUCUGGACUUUAUGAAAUGAUCAUCAACAGCGCUAAAGAGAGCUCAUACAGAUUCAAUGUUACUGUCUAUGGUGAGUAA